CUAUGACUGACUUGCCUCUGAGGGACACUGAGGCAGCAGCAGGAAGUAAAACCCUGCUGUUCGGCACAGCUUUGGUUUCUCAUAAACUUGAUAAGAUUCUGUCAGUUUCUACAUUUUAAAAAUGGACAGUCAAGGCAGGAAAGUGGUGGUUUGUGAUAACGGAACUGGGUUUGUGAAGUGUGGCUAUGCAGGUUCCAACUUUCCGGAGCACAUUUUCCCUGCGCUGGUCGGCAGGCCUAUCAUUCGCUCUACAGCUAAAGUCGGGAACAUUGAGAUUAAGGACUUGAUGGUGGGUGAUGAGGCGAGUGAGCUGCGCUCCAUGCUGGAGGUGAACUACCCGAUGGAGAAUGGCAUUGUGAGGAACUGGGAUGACAUGAAACACCUGUGGGACUACACUUUUGGUCCAGAGAAACUUAACAUUGACUCACGGAACUGCAAGAUUCUCCUCACCGAGCCUCCCAUGAAUCCCACCAAAAACCGUGAGAAGAUCAUUGAGGUUAUGUUUGAGACAUAUCAGUUCUCAGGGGUUUAUAUUGCUAUUCAGGCCGUGCUCACAUUGUAUGCUCAAGGUCUAUUAACGGGAGUCGUGGUGGAUUCAGGUGACGGAGUCACCCACAUUUGCCCAGUAUAUGAAGGGUUCUCUCUUCCUCAUUUAACCCGCAGGCUGGACAUAGCAGGGAGAGACAUCACUCGAUAUCUUAUAAAGCUACUGCUGCUGCGAGGCUAUGCUUUCAACCACUCUGCAGAUUUUGAGACUGUGCGCAUGAUGAAGGAGAAACUCUGUUAUGUAGGAUACAAUAUCGAGCAGGAGCAGAAGCUUGCUUUGGAGACUACUGUGCUGGUGGAAUCCUACACGCUCCCUGAUGGCAGAGUGAUAAAGGUGGGAGGGGAGAGGUUUGAGGCACCCGAGGCCCUUUUCCAGCCUCACCUGAUUAACGUGGAGGGAGUUGGAGUGGCUGAGCUGCUCUUCAACACCAUUCAGGCAGCGGACAUUGAUACCAGGGCUGAGUUCUACAAACACAUUGUUCUCUCAGGAGGUUCUACCAUGUAUCCAGGCCUGCCCUCUCGACUGGAGAGGGAGCUCAAGCAGCUCUAUCUAGAGCGAGUGCUUAAAGGGGAUGUAGACAAGCUCUCUAAAUUCAAGAUACGGAUUGAGGAUCCUCCACGGCGCAAACACAUGGUGUUCUUGGGUGGAGCCGUGCUGGCCGACAUCAUGAAGGACAAGGACAACUUCUGGCUAACAAGGGAGGAGUAUCAGGAGAAGGGCGUGCGUGUGCUUGAGAAGCUCGGCGUCACAGUCAGAUAAACUGUUAGUGUCUGCUAAACCCUCUUCGUCCUCUCCACUCUCCCGUCUACAGGAUAUCCAGAGCGUCUGUCUAGCUGUGUGUCACUCGUACUCUCACCUCCUGCAUUUUGCUACUCGUACCACUGAGUCACAUGAUCACUUUUGGGAAGGACAUACCGGGAGUUGUAUUAGAGCAACUGGGGAGGGAGGUGAGGAGUUUGGUAUCUAUAUUUAUGGGCUCUCUGUUAUUAUCCUUGCACCAGAUCAAGUUGUCUCAAGUUGCCAUUUCAACUUAUGUCAGUGUCCCACAAACAAAGCUAGCCUUCUGCUUUUCUUACACCAAAGUAGACCGUCUCUAUAAAGUGAGCCUCAUUACCACUUUAAUGCAUUGUGAUACAAACUGAUAAAAGUGGAAAAGGCUUCUUGCGAUAACUCACACAGCACUGUCGUGGCUGCCCAUUAAAGUGAGAUUGAAGUGUUUUACCCUCUAUAGAAUUUUUGUUAGGGCAAAGGUGGUUCUUUGUUUUGUCUUCUGUGUACAUUAACAUUGAUCUUUGUGUGAGGGGACCCGCUAAGCACUUCUCAGUCUUUCCCCAUCAUCCACUCUCCUUGUCCAGGUGUCAAGUGCUUGUCAUUAAUGAGUUCUUAUGCUCAGGGUUUUUGGUGUGUUGGGCUAAAAUUAGUUUUGUAUUUUUCUAUUUUUCAGCUUCAAUUGCAUUCUAUUCCACUUUUCUUUUGCUUUAGCGUUUCCCGAAAGAUCCCUUUAAAAUGGGCAUUAGCCAGUCUCUUUCAUCUUCAAGCUGUUUCCAGAUGAUGGUCCUAUGAGGAAAUUGCUAAGCCUUUUUUUUUGCACCUUUUUACAUUAAAUUUGUUUUUUGCAGUGCGGUAUUCAGAUUGUCUGGCAUAGAAUGCGAGAGGGUGUAGUCUUGUAAGAUGAGACAAAAAGAUCACAUGUUAAAGGGAGUGUCUGAAGAGGAAAUCUACACCUGAUGCUUGUGAAAUGAAUAGAUAUGAUGGACAGUUAUGAAAAGAUUUCUUUUCUUGUUUGAGUGUCCUGGCCUCAUGUAUACACGGGGCACCUCAUACUGUCUGUAUGUACAUUUCCAUAAAUGUUAAUCUGGUGCCAAGGGCAGUUGAUGUGGCUGGAUCUCCUGUUGCUUUUUUUUUUGUUGAUCAUAGCAUAACUGCCUGAUGCUGAUUUAAAUAAAAAAACAUGAUUUCUAAAUAA
Molecule: messenger RNA, 2513 nt
Organism: Tachysurus fulvidraco (yellow catfish)
Lineage: Eukaryota; Metazoa; Chordata; Actinopteri; Siluriformes; Bagridae
Gene: actr2b
Product: actin related protein 2b
Exons: 9
Coding region: 122-1306 (394 amino acids)
Biological process (GO): Arp2/3 complex-mediated actin nucleation
Cellular component (GO): Arp2/3 protein complex; actin cortical patch
Molecular function (GO): actin filament binding
Source: RefSeq, a predicted model, not a curated record